Hevea brasiliensis (rubber tree) is the source of this 375-nucleotide messenger RNA. RefSeq lists its product as uncharacterized. The record is from RefSeq and is a predicted model, not a curated record. Bases 1 to 375 code for a protein of 124 amino acids. The transcript is spliced from 2 exons. Lineage: Eukaryota; Viridiplantae; Streptophyta; Magnoliopsida; Malpighiales; Euphorbiaceae.
AUGGAUGCACAAUUAUCCUUAUCAUCCCUCUUUUCUUCAUCAUCAUUUGAGCUUAAUUCCCUGCUAGCAGAAACCGAUGAAAAAGAUGACAUGUAUAAGAAAGAAGAGAUUCAUCAUUUGAAGAAUUUAUCAUCUGGGAAGCCAUUAACAAGAGGAAGAUUAUUUCCCCCACCAAUUUCUUGCUUAAAAAUAUUUAAGACAGGGAGGCCUUACACAUACCUUUCAUUCAAUGAAGAAGAUGAUAGCUUUGUCCUUGAGGAGAUACGAAUCCCUAACAGUGACAUCUUUCGUGCUAGUAGAGAAGAUGGGAGGUUGAGGCUGUUCUUUGAUCAUUCAGGGAAAGAAGAAGAAGAAGAAGAAGAAGAAGAGAAUUAA